This is a messenger RNA of Drosophila obscura, 960 nucleotides long. RefSeq lists its product as uncharacterized. Lineage: Eukaryota; Metazoa; Arthropoda; Insecta; Diptera; Drosophilidae. The coding region runs from base 1 to 960 and encodes 319 amino acids. Gene Ontology annotation, molecular function: RNA polymerase II general transcription initiation factor activity; protein binding. The transcript has 3 exons. The record is from RefSeq and is a predicted model, not a curated record.
AUGGGAGCUGCCACGCAACGCUCCCCCUGGGCAUCCCAGGCUGGACAGCCCGAAGAACGCCCCACGUUCUCGUCGCCCGCUGCUGGUUCUGGUCGCAGUCGCAAGAGAGAUUUCGCUGGUCACACGAACGCCAAGGGGCUCAUGAAAGUUGCGCACGCCUUGAAGAGUGGCCCGGAGCAAGCCUUCCUGGUGCACGUCUUCUCGGUGGAUGCCUCAAAGCCGCUGGAGGAUAUGACGCUCAACACCGAGAGUUCGGACAAGCUAGUCAAGCGCAGCUUGCUCGGCCACCAGGGGAGGGGGCUGUCUACAGCUGCGCCUUUUCGCCCGACGGCCGCUACCUUCUCAGCUGCUCGGACUCCGAUUGUUUCCCGCCUGGCCCGGCAUUGGCUCAAGGCUGGAACGGCUUGUGUAUGGGACUCUGAAGAAAUCCGAGCGCCCCUUUAUCGGCCACGGCGGCGUGGACGUUGUCUGUUCCAUCCGAACGGGCACUACCUGGCCACUGGCUCCUCAGGGGGCAUUGUCCGCAUCUGGGGCAUCGUGAAGGGCCACCAGGUGCGUCUGCUCAGUGGCCACAUGGCGAGAAUCUGCUCUCUGGCCUUCUCCAAGUGCGGACGCUUCUUGGCCUCUGGAGGCGCCGAUAAUCUGGUCAUUGUGUGGGACUUGCCACGCGAGCGAAUGAUCCGCUGCCUGAGCCACCACACGGCAGCCGUCAACUCUUGCGUCUUUGACAUGAACAAUAAUCUGCUGGUUGUGGGCAGCCGGGAUGGCCGGCUGUCCGUCUGGGACUUUGACCGCCUCGUCCAGGAGUCUGGAGCCCAUGAAAACUCGUCUUCCGUACCGCCCGCAGAGGAGUUGCCGCUUAAAUCGUAUGCCAACCAUGAGGGACCCAUCUGUAAGGUUGCCUUUAACAGCGGCAAUAUCAUGUUUGGCGUCCGCCUGGAGUCUUUCAAGAAGUCCUAG